Paraglomus occultum is the source of this 236-nucleotide messenger RNA. The record is from the annotation of a GenBank genome assembly. Lineage: Eukaryota; Fungi; Glomeromycota; Glomeromycetes; Paraglomerales; Paraglomeraceae.
AAAAGCUCUGGGAAACAGCCAGGAUAAGAUACUGGCCACGCAACUUUUCGAUCGAAUUGCCGAGAGACUGCGAGAGUGAGCACCAGUUUUGUCGGACUAUGUUGGCUGAAAAGUGCUUUUUCUGUCAAAGCGAGGAAAACCCGCCGUUCAUCUUGGCCUGCCAAAUGUGUCAGAUAACCCAUGCUCGAGUGUUAAAUCCAUAUUAUGGGAUUGAUGAUAAUUCCUCUGAAGACUAA